AUGAUGUUUAUAGGAACAAGACAUCAUCAGCAAAGUAUAGAACUGAAGCUAAUUUUGGAUCCACAAGAAUAUGAUUACAUUAUACCAAAUAAGGGAUAUACAGGAUUUUAUUUAAUUGUGAAGAGCGCCAACUGUCAAAGCGAUAACGAAGAAUUAGACAGCGAUCAUAGCAUAAAUGAUCAGUCAGUUAUUGUUGGACCAAAAUUUCAUUCAUUCAUCAAUAUAAAGCAACAAUACCCUGUUGAAAGAAUGGAUCGUUUUGGACUCACUACUAAAGAUACGUGCUCAAAUUUUCACAUACAAUCAGUGGUUCAGUUGGAGAAAUUACCUAUUCAAAUACAUUUACUACAAAAGUUCAAUAUCAACAUGUUAAGACGUAAUGGUACAGCGGUCCACUUAGGUGUUCUAUAUCAACAGAAAGCAUUUCUACAAAUCUACAAUCAUACAGCCUACAAUCUUAUCAAAGAGUUAUCAAAAGAAUUAUACAUGGCCAGGAGAUUAGCUCAAUUCGCUUCAGAAUAUGUCUGGAAAAUGUACAAACAUUUGGAACAUUUCAGCAGAGAAUCGAAUCAAAUGAAACUGCCACACAAUCAGAAUAUUGUCAGCUGUUAUAGACAAGUGUACCAUUUACUAACAUCAGCUGGUAAAGAUUUAUUGUCGUCAAAAAAUGCCUUAUUCAUUACUGAUGAUGAUGAAGAUCAAGAUGGCGGAAACAAUCAAACAUUAGACAGUAUUGAAUUACACUUGAUAAAUAGCUUUUUUGAAACGAAAGUGAUUGUAUCACCAAGUUCUACUUUAUUACGUAAAAUACUUACUGUGAUGAUGAAAUUUCGUUAUCUUCUGUCAGAACUAAGUGGAACGACUCCAAUUUAUCAAAGGAAUACCUCAUUCCUCCUAGCAUCCUCAUCUGCAUCACCAUCUCCGAUGUCUACAUCUUCUUUUGACUCAAUAUCUGAAGCAUCACAAUUAGACACACCAACAUCAGCAACAAACAAUUGUAGUCAUCUGAUUAUGUAUCAUGAAGUACAGAUCGAUAAAAGUGGUGAAGCAGCCAGUGCUGCAUUAGCUCGCCUGGAUCAUGUGAAUAAUGAAUUACAUAAUUUGAUCAGAGAUAAUCAUUUAGCUCGAUUAAUAUUCCCAAGAUCAUCUUAUCCUUAUACAGAAUUAUCUACAUCCAGCAUGGUCAGUGUGACUGUACGACUAACGAGUUGGGAGGUCCCACAACUGUAUCAAACUUCAACCUUAUAUGCAAAUAUUUACUUAAAAAAUUUACUACUCACAAUCUUUAUCAGUACGCUUAGUUUGUAUUUAGCAUUAUUUAUUCUAGUAGAACUGUGUACAUUUAAACAAAAUACUUUAACCAAUCAUAUUUCUGUUCAGUGUUGUCGAUUAACCAAUCAAAAGAGAGGACGACUGUAUCAUCAUCAGCAUCAACAUCAUCAGAACCACAAUCAUGGAAUCAGUCAUGAUUCAUGUAUACCACUAACAACUGAUCAAUAUAAUCAAAUCACAUCACUUGACGUAUCACAGCCAAAUAAUUUUCACACAUGUGAUCACGAGUGUCAUAUCUGUAACAAUUAUGAUGAUAGCAGAAAGUAUGGCAGUUAUUAUUUCAAAUGUGAUGAAGACGAAAAUGAUAAAGGCGCCGAUAUUCAUCAGAUAAUUAAUAAUCCAUUCAAACAAUAUACUACUCAUAAACAUGGAUAUAAUAGUAGUGGCUUACACAGCAAUUUACUAGAUAAACCAUUUAGUACACAUCAGAAUAAAGCAGCUACAUUGCAUACAUCAAGUAUAAUGUACAUGUGUAAGGAUUAUUGUCAAACAAAAGCCUACUUAGAUGGCAAUAGUAGUACAGUGGACAGAAAUGUGUCAAUUUUUCCAGGACAUGGACAAAACUCGCCAGUGGAACAUUUAGAAACACCGAAUGAUUUAAAGAUGCCUACAGGAUUUCUUCUUACUCCAGAAGAAAUAACUCCAGUACCGUUGUCAUCAUCAUCAUCAAUGAUCUCCUCUUCUUCCAAGCCGCCUUAUCUUCAUUCAUCACUUAAGUAUCAGUGGAAUUUAGAGAAUCAUAUUCAAUGA
Trichobilharzia szidati is the source of this 2082-nucleotide messenger RNA. Lineage: Eukaryota; Metazoa; Platyhelminthes; Trematoda; Strigeidida; Schistosomatidae. The record is from the annotation of a GenBank genome assembly.